Molecule: messenger RNA, 1143 nt
Organism: Ramularia collo-cygni
Lineage: Eukaryota; Fungi; Ascomycota; Dothideomycetes; Mycosphaerellales; Mycosphaerellaceae
Exons: 2
Coding region: 1-1143 (380 amino acids)
Biological process (GO): positive regulation of transcription by RNA polymerase II
Molecular function (GO): DNA-binding transcription factor activity, RNA polymerase II-specific
Source: RefSeq, a predicted model, not a curated record
AUGGAGACCAUUUCACCAACAAUAACACUUGACCACAUUGAUAUGUCUUCCCCACACUCACAAUUUCUCCGCCUGGGAGACCUCGACACGGCACAGUCAACGAGUCCGGAACCCUCCGCUUUUGACGAAGGUGGCUCAACAUCACAAUCCUCGCCUCCGCCUGUCAUUGUUCAAUCUCGUCAAGCAAAGAAGCGGAAGUCAUGGGGUCAAGAGCUGCCAGAGCCAAAGACGGCUUUGCCGCCGCGCAAGCGGGCCAAGACGGAUGAUGAGAAGGAGCAGCGCCGCAUCGAACGCAUCAAGCGGAACCGCGCGGCUGCGCACAACUCUCGCGAGCGCAAGCGUGCAGAGACCGAAGGUCUUGCCGUCGCACUCGCACGCGUCACCGCCGAGCUCGAUGCCUACAGAAAGCUCCAUGGACCACUUCCGAGCAACAUUGUCCUGCCCGAGAUACACGUGCAGAGCGACAGCCCCGAGGCCGAUACGCCAGCACCCUCGCUCACACACGACGCCAUGUCUCCGCCCUCACCGGCCGACAGCAUAUUCCAAUACGACUCCAUCAAACAAGAACCACAGGACCACUCCUUCCCUAUCACAUCUCUGCCACCCGCCUUCGACAACCUCGAUUCAAAGUCAUCUCUGCUCUCGCCGCUCGACCCGACACAACAUUCUGCAGCAAUGUUGUGCGACCUGCAGUGUCGGUCCCGCCGCUUGAGCAGCAGCACGACUUUGAAUCACCUUGCGUGGUGGACCAGCCAUUUGGCGAAUUUUCAAUGGCAGAUUUGCUGCCAGGCUAUCAUGUUGACCAUAUGGACACUUUCGCCUUUUCGAAUGGCGCGCAUGAUGGAAGCCUCACAGCUCCGCUUCCCUUCUCGUUCGAGGACCUCAUCAAUGACUCCGCUUCCCUUGCGGUCGACGCCCAGGCGUCUGGCGCUGUGUAAUACGGCGACGGGCCUGCGCGCRCCACAGGAUGGCGCUCGCGCGCUUGAGCGACGGUCAUUUGAUGCAAGUUCGAGGGCAGGGGUGAAGCGAGUGACGCAGCAGUCACAUGCAAACAGGAUCAAUUUGGCGUUAAGGAAACAGGUCACUGAGGAUCAAACCAUGGACGACGGGGAUGCAAAGCAAGGCGUUCAGGAGUUCACUUGA